Molecule: messenger RNA, 2661 nt
Organism: Tremella mesenterica DSM 1558
Lineage: Eukaryota; Fungi; Basidiomycota; Tremellomycetes; Tremellales; Tremellaceae
Exons: 7
Coding region: 1-2661 (886 amino acids)
Source: RefSeq, a predicted model, not a curated record
AUGUCGCUCAACCUUUCAGAUCCUGCCAUCUUGCACGCCAGAGAUCAAAUAUUGUCAGAGGACGAUCCUACCAGCUGGCUGCUCUUGCACUAUGCCCCCACUACCACCAACAUCCUCGAGCUGCUAUCCAAGGGACAAGACCCCGUGAUUCCCCAAUGGCACGAGACCAUCUCUGCCAGCGAAGGAGAGGUCGUAUUUGGCUAUGGAGAAGUGGGAAGAAAAGGUGCAGUAUUAUCAUAUUUGCCUGAUACCGUCGGGGGUGUUAGAAGAGGUAAUUCUUUCCUCGAAAUGCUCAAAAUUCCAACCCUCAGUUCUAGAAGUAUUGACUAUACAGCUUUGCUCAGUAUUUCUCAACCGUCUCAACUCACCGAAGAACUGGUCGCCGACAAGCUUGGCCUGCACAAUACCGACAUGCACAGUUUCACAGCUAUGAACCCUCAACCUACGGCCACACCCCAUCCUGCUCAUACCGACAUUCCAUCCCAACCAGUCAACGCCUCUCAACUUAUUCCCAAUGAAACGACUCAUGCCUCGCCAGCAAAUGAAACUGCUUCACCACCGGCCCAAGAAACUACUCCCUCGCCACAAGAUACCAUCGAGAACCUAAACCAGCCCUCUAGUCCCCUUGACAAUGGUCAAGUUCAAUCCGCCGACCCUUCAGUCAGAUUCGCUCCACCUAAUCAAGAUGGAGACGAUAGCGUCGUCAACGGUACCAGCGCGAGUGAUAUCGAACGACGAGCGUCCGACUUUCCCACACCACCAGAAUCCGCCCCUUUGUCAAGUAGCGUCAGUCGCGACAGCGAUCUACACCCCGGACCUAAAACCAGGGAAAUCAUUGAUCUCACCAGUCCAACUCCUCUCCGUCAUCCUCCAAACACCAUCCACGACCUUGGUUCUAACCCACCCAGUCCACCAGCGCUGGCACCGCCUUUGAAGAUCUCUCCUGCAGGGCCUCCACACAAGGGCGACCGUCGAUCCCGCAAAGCAUCUCUCACAGCUAGACUGGGUCUUGAAAAUGCCUUUUCACGGUCGAAAGAUCAACAUUCGCCAAGAUCCGUCUCUUCCCCUGCUACGCCAGGUUCACCAAAAUUUUCCCACACAGAAGGGAACGGAAAAGCACACAUUGCCGAACCGAGUUCUCCUGGAAGUAGUAGGCUCAGACCUUCCGCUUUAGUCAAAGCGUUUCAUCGUCGUCGUUCUUCCGCUUCUGGAUCGAGUAGUCUUCCUAAUAGUCCUCAAGCUGAUGGUUUUUCACCUCCACCGUUACCUCCCAAAGAUUAUCCCACACCACCUUCGUCGAAUCGAAACCAAUUCGCCAGCUCAAAUAAGGAAGGUAAUCUACUCCAUCCGGGUGGUGGAUUGAGACCUAUACCUUCUGCCGAAAGCGUCGAUACGUCUUAUCCCUCAUCAGCGCCUGAAACGCACAUGUCACCAACUCCGAGUGCUCAACAGGCUCUACAUGCUGCUGUAGAAAAGAGAAUGCACGAGGAACAAGAAGUGCAAGAACGGUUCAGAAAAGAUUUGGAGGCUAUGCAGAAAGAGGGGGAGAGGACUAGAUUACAUUCAAUGGGAAGUAAUAGGGAUGCGAUGGUGAUAAUGGGGAAAGAGGAUGAUGAGGACAGUGUGAGGUUGGCAUAUGACGAAAGUGACCCUGAAGAGGAAGUGGGUCAAGUGAAUCAAGAUCGGAACAUGUCAGGUCAAGUCGAAGAUUCAAAUGCGACUCAUGGUCCAACCAAUCAUGUCUCGGAUGGUGUGGGAGAGAGCGUCACUUCUGACAUACUUGCCCAAGAUCACGCACACGACAAUACCGCCGAUCAUGAGGAAGAAAACUUGAGAGCGCAUCAAGAAGAAUGGAUGAGGGCAGAGGAAGAACAGCGAAUGAAAGCGGAGGCAGAGGCGAGGGUCAAGGUUGAAGAGGAGAGAAGGUUUAGGGAAGAUCAAGAACGAUUGAGAGCGGAAGAACGUCUUCGUAGAGCCGAGGAGGAAAGGUUAGCGAAGCUGAGAGAGGACGAAGAGAUGGAUAGACGGAGGAAAGUAGAAGAUGAGAGGUUGAGAGUGGAAAAGGAGGCAGAGGCGGAAAGAAUGAGAGUCGAAAUGCAAGCAGAGAGGGAAAGAUCGAAGAAAGAGGAACAAGAGGCGGAAAAGAGAAGGGUGGAGGAGGUAGCAGAAGCUGAAAAGAGACGGAAAGAGGAGUUGUUACAACAGUUGGAGAGAGCUAAAGUGGAGGGAGGAGUGAUGUUGAGUGGGUGGUUGACCGUGCAAUCUCCUUCAAGCUCAAUCUGGCGUCGGAGAUGGUUUAGACUGCUGGCAAGAGAAUUGGUUCUUUUCAAAUCGCAAUCUGUAUGUCAAUCCCUCCUGCCUCUCCCCUCUAUAAUGAGAAUUGCCUGUCAAGUCCACUACGCCCAUGACCAUCUUCGACCAUUGGACAUGAUCCCGGCUAGAGGAGAUGAAAUCGACCGUGAGGUAAAAACUGAUGAAAAGGAUGAGAAACCCAUCUUGAUCAUUUCCCUGAUCGGAGCCAAGAUCUCUCAGAUCUACGAGGAAUCUCAAAUCCAAGAUAGUUUCAAGUUGAGUUGUGAUGGUAAAGAUUAUUUCCUCUUCACCGACUCUCGCGAAGACAAAGACCUGGUCUUACAAGCUCUUGCCAUUGCCUUAUCUUGA